AUGUCAACUGGAGAUGGCACGAAUUCGCUGGUCCACGUCAGCAGCAGCAGGCCCGACGUGUGGUGGUCCUUCCCUGACAACAUCGCCAAGAGACUGCCGUUGCCACCCGGCCGCUGGCAGAGAAUAGAGGUGAGCGACAGCAGUCUGGCGGGCAUAGGAGGGGCGGCUGUGGGACUGCCUGAUACCAUACUGAGCUUCUCAGAUGUGCUGCUUCUCAAAUUGGCCAUGGGAGGGGAUCAAAUGGAGGUAGGCAUGUUUGGUGGGGGUGGGGGUGGGGGAACGGGUAUAGGAAGGAAGGGGGGCUCUGAGUUUGAGGCCGCCAUGCUGAGCUUCUCAGACAUGUUGCUCAUGCAGGGCAAGCGUGCCGUGCCCGUUGGGGGUGGUCAAGUGGAGGGCCUGGAAGCAGCGGCAGCCUUUGUGACACGCCUGCUGCCCUCACUAGUCGACUCGCGCACUGUUGCUCCACACACACAGAACUUGGAGUUUGGGCAGCAGUAUGAGCAAGAACCUGGGCAUGAGCACCGGCAGCGGCUGCAGCAUUUCCAGCAGGACUGUGGGAGCGAUGUGAGGGUGGUGGGCGACGAGAGGAUGGUCGAUCUUCAUAGGGACAGGCAACACACACUCACGCCCCACGUGACAGAGAGGGUGCGAGUGUAUGCAGCAGGGAGGAGGAUGGGCACGGGCAUGGGGCCGACAGUGGCGGAGGCAAAGCGAGAUGGAGCAGCCAAGGCACUGCUCGCAUGGGGUAAGGUGUUCGGGGGAGGAGUGGGGGAGUGA
This is a messenger RNA of Closterium sp. NIES-65, 777 nucleotides long. The record is from the annotation of a GenBank genome assembly. NCBI's taxonomy places the organism in Eukaryota, Viridiplantae, Streptophyta, Zygnematophyceae, Desmidiales, Closteriaceae.